Pomacea canaliculata is the source of this 2699-nucleotide messenger RNA. RefSeq names its product serpin B8-like. The transcript is spliced from 8 exons. The record is from RefSeq and is a predicted model, not a curated record. Bases 291 to 1040 code for a protein of 249 amino acids. Lineage: Eukaryota; Metazoa; Mollusca; Gastropoda; Architaenioglossa; Ampullariidae. Gene Ontology annotation, molecular function: serine-type endopeptidase inhibitor activity.
GUCAAGCUGCCUGUAUCGACAGGGUAGCCAGGAUGACUCGGAAAUAAAAAAAAAAUACCUUUGAAUGUACACGUGUAGCUGCAUGGAUGUCACUGAGAUUAUCGGGCAUAAACAACACGUCACUGGUGCGCCACACAAUCAGGAGUUAGCAGCUAACAACCUGGCAGGUGUGGAGCUUUGGUGAGGAUGUAGGGAUGAAGAAAAGAGGCGGGGUGGGAUGUUAUUUUCAAAAAAAAAAAAAAAAAAGCUAACCUUGGCACAAGGCCGCUUUUCAUUUGUCGAGGGCAGUCAUGGCGACUGGCAGCGUGUUCAUUUUGUGCAUCCUUUUGUCUCCAUGCUAUGGUGACAUCAGUGAGGACAGACCUCUCUACCUCGCCACUUCGGAGUUCGGCGUUAACCUCCACAAGCAGCUAACUGACGGUUACCAUGGCAACGUCGUCUUCUCGCCGUUGAGCGUUUACACGGCCUUGAGCAUGACUCUGCUUGGAGCUGAUGGAAUUACGAAGAAGGAGCUAGAGUCAGUGCUUGGUGUGAGACACAAUGAAAAUGUCCAUCGUCAGCUCAGUUCCAUCUUGACAUCGAUGCUCACCUCUGGUUCAGACUUAAACAUCACCAUAGACCUCGCCAACGCACUCUUCUACGACCCCAGGCAGCUAAGGGUUUCUGACAGCUACUCUCAGAACUUCUCGCAGUACUAUGGCGAGACGCUGCGAGAAAUCCAGAGACCAGACCCUGAGAGAGAGGUCAACUCGUGGGUCAAUCGCACAACCAGGGGAUCCAUUCCUGAGCUCCUGGAGACUGGCACCAUCACUGAAGAGACCACUCUCCUCUUGAUAAACACAAUGUUCUUUGAGGCUCAGUGGAAACAGAUGUUUAACCAAAAACCCACAUUUGCCGCCAACUUCACCACAGUCCUCGGCAGCAGCAUCCAGGUGCAAACAAUGAUGGGCGACGGGCACUACUUCAUAAAGUCCUUCGAUCCACUGAAUCGACUGUUCUGGAACUUCCCUACAAGGGCGAUCGCUUCAGCUUGUUCUUGAUCGUCCCGGACUCCACCCAAGAGUUGUCCAUCCUGGAGGACACUCUCAGUGGUCAGCUGCUGGAGGAGGCGGUGACUGACAUGCCCUCACCCACUCGUUACCUCCUUACCUUGCCUAAGUUUGAAGUCAGAGUCCACAGGAAGCUCACCGAAUACUUGAAGACCCUGGGACUGUCCAGUCUCUUUGACAUACAUACCGCUGAUCUCCUUCCCAUGAUGCAACACCCAGUCCCUGGACACCUGUACGUCAGCACAGUUCUACACGAGGCUCUGGUCCAGGUGACAGAAAGUGGAACAAGAGCAUCUGCGGCUACAGUCGUCCAAGUGUCAUUCAGGUCAAUGCCACGAGUUUUCCGUGUCAACCGUCCAUUCUUCUUCAUUCUUCGAGACAAGACCGAGCGGCAGAAUCUGUUCAUGGGACGAAUUACCGACCCGUCUGCUAGCAGCAAUGAUUUGCCACGAAAACCCGGAUGUUGGCUUUAACAGACAUGUUUAAGUUUGGGGCUCAUUUCUGAACUCCGGCAUCUGAACGUGGGGAGACCAUGGAUUUCUCAGAUAUUCAUCUUCUCGAGGUUAUCUGAGAUAUCUGUAUUGUGGCUCGUAGCCUUGCUAACAUGCUGCUAACUUUUAUAACUGAACUAAAAUAUAGUUUUAAAUGAUCUUAGAUUUACAUACCUCUACACUAACAAAAUUAUUUCUGAUCUUGAAUGGUAUAACUCAAGACCAAUCUCCAUCAAUAAUAUUAAGACAUAUUAGGGCAGAUUAUUUUACCAGCUAAUGAAACACGCAUAUACAUACAUAGAUUACAUGACAUAUACAUAUAUAUAUAUAUACAAGUAUUCCAGACUUUCAUCCAUUGCAUUUAUGUAUGUAUGAUAAAGAGGUAAAGAAGACUUGUAACUCCUGGAAAUUUUAAAAUAUAAUUUUAAAACAAUGUUGUAAUUUUUUUAAUGAAUUGUUGAAUCUAUGACCAUUGCAGAUGAUGAUGAUGAUGAUGAUGAUGAUGAUGAUGAUGAUGAUGAUGAUGAUGAUGAUGAUGAUGAUGAUAGUGGCUCAUUUCUUCGUAAGUUACCUCCCCUAACGUGUUUACCCUAUACCGCUUGUGCGUUUGGGAGCUCGUUUGUGACUUAUGGACGAGGUGAUAACGAGGUUCAGAGGUUAGAAACCGAGUAGGAGAUGCUUAGAAAAGAACUUUAUCGGCUGACAGACGAUUACCUGCUAAUAAAAGAGAUGACGGAGACUUUGGAGCUGAAAAUAAGACUUUGUGACUCAAGGGAAAGACAAGAUUAAGUAGACAAAAGCUUACAUUGAUAAAAACAUCGCCCUCUACCGUUUCACUAGUAAAUUAAAAAGACAAAUAAACGAUUCGUGGGUGAUUGUUGGCAAUUUGUAGCAGGAAAAUGUUUUAGUUUUUUGUUAUAAUAAGAAACCAAAUGUGCAUCUGACAAUUGUUGAAUGAAGGCCAUAAAACCACGCCCAACAUGAAAUGAAGCAGUAAACACACUGCAUUAUCUGAGAAAUAAAGGAAAGGGUGUAAACAAACAAGUUGCAGAGAGAGAGGAGGGUGAGGGUUGCUGAAAACACCGCCCACUUGUAUCUCACCUGUCACCUGUAUCGUCCUGCCACCGUUGCCGAACCUGGACUGUCAGUCUGCCAAGUG